AGAAAGCUAAGAAGCUACCUGUGCUUAGCAGUAUGUCUUUUAAAGGCUUGAUUUGAACUAGCAGUGUAUUUAUAUAUAUAUACAUAUAUAUAUAUAUAUAUAAGAGCUAGAGAUAGAGAGAAGCAGUGAUAUUUAUCUGUGUUUUUCUGUUUGUUUCCCACGAAAAGAGAAGUGAAGUGGGGGGAGAAUUCUCUCUCUUUUUUUGUUUAUACAUAGAAAAAUGAGAUACGAAGAGGAGAUUUUGAUAAUAAGAAGCUAUGAUGGGCAAUCUGCAGAUAGAGCUAGAGUGGAAGAUCUAGAGAGAAGAUGCGAGGUAGGGCCAUCUGAACGAGUUUUUCUCUUCACAGACACAAUGGGUGACCCCAUUUGUAGGAUCAGAAACAGUCCCUUGUACAAGAUGCUGGUUGCAGAAGUGGACAACCAGUUGGUUGGUGUGAUUCAAGGCUCGAUAAAGGUGGUUACGGUUCACCAAGCACCGAAAGAUCGAGCUAAGGUUGGCUAUGUUUUAGGCCUUCGAGUUGCGCAGUCGUUUCGACGCCGAGGGAUUGGCUACAACCUUGUUCGACGGCUUGAGGAGUGGUUUGUCGCCAAUGAUGUGGACUAUGCUUACAUGGCGACGGAGAAAGACAAUGAAGCCUCUGUGAAGCUAUUCAUCAAUAAGCUUGGAUAUACCAACUUUAGAGUUCCAGCUAUUUUGGUGAACCCGGUAAAACAUUACCGACCAUAUCACCUCCCUUCUAACAUACAAAUUUCUAGCCUAAAAGUCGAUGUUGCUGAGUUUCUCUAUCGGAAAUUCAUGGCGUCUACUGAGUUCUUCCCCCACGACAUCGAUCAUGUGCUUAAACACAAGCUUAGUCUUGGCUCGUGGGUUGCUUACUAUAAAGAUGACGACGCCACCACUCCCAAAUUCGAAACUAAUGGUGGCAAAUCGGAAAUGGUAAUACCAAAAUGUUGGGCAAUGCUAAGUGUAUGGAAUAGUGGAGAGGUAUUCAAGCUCCGGCUUGGAAAGGCACCAUUGUCAUGCUUGAUAUACACGGAGAGCUCGAAGGUGAUAGACAAGAUCUUCCCAUGUCUAAAGCUACCAUCGAUUCCGGAUUUCUACGAGCCAUUUGGAUUCUACUUCAUGUACGGGGUUCAUCGGGAGGGGAAGGGGAUGGGGACGAGGAAGCUAGUGAAGGCACUAUGCCAGUACGUGCACAACAUGGCUGCAGCAGCUAGGGACUGUAAAGUGAUAGUAACAGAGAUUGGAGGAGAAGACUCGCUAAGAGAUGAGAUUCCACAUUGGAAGCUACUGUCAUGCCCGGAGGAUUUAUGGUGCAUCAAGGCAUUGAAGAAAGAAGCAAGAAAUAGCCUACAUGAAUUGACAAAAACCCCACCAACUACAAGACCAGCCCUUUUUGUAGACCCAAGAGAGGUAUGAAGAUCAAAGUCAUAUCAAUAUUAAUAAAUCCCAAACUUAAUAACUUAAUCACAAACUAAACACAAAAUCCAACAUAUAAGUUAUAAACUCUCACCUUUCAUGUACAUAUCACCAUGUAUACACUCCCAGUAAUAGUGGGUUGAUUUUUAUUUUUGUCCCUAAUAAAAACUAUUACUCACCUAUUUUUGUAUUCUUAAUAGUUUCAAAUCAUAAAAAUCCAUUUUGGUC
Molecule: messenger RNA, 1648 nt
Organism: Cucurbita pepo subsp. pepo (vegetable marrow)
Lineage: Eukaryota; Viridiplantae; Streptophyta; Magnoliopsida; Cucurbitales; Cucurbitaceae
Product: putative N-acetyltransferase HLS1
Molecular function (GO): acyltransferase activity, transferring groups other than amino-acyl groups
Source: RefSeq, a predicted model, not a curated record